GUAGAAUUGUUGUAUACUCCAAAAAGAUUGAGUUUAGAGAGAUAAAUACCUAGAUAUCUUUAGAAUGUAGAUAUAAAACUAAUAGCAGUAAGUAUUAAGGGAAUUUAUCAUUACCUCUUUUGCCUCCUUUGAAAAAUAUCAGUCAGAUAGAAUUUAAAGAAUUGGUUUAUAGUUGAGAAGUGGAGAAGUGCCUCUUUUGAAAAACAUGAUGAUGUGAC
Messenger RNA from Paramecium primaurelia, 218 nucleotides. Lineage: Eukaryota; Ciliophora; Oligohymenophorea; Peniculida; Parameciidae. The record is from the annotation of a GenBank genome assembly.